Messenger RNA from Angiostrongylus costaricensis, 279 nucleotides. The record is from the annotation of a GenBank genome assembly. Lineage: Eukaryota; Metazoa; Nematoda; Chromadorea; Rhabditida; Metastrongylidae.
GAACCCGCAUGUGAGAUUGAUAUCAAAAAGUUUGUGAAGGAGACGUUCGAUUACGAGCCGGAGUUAUAUGCAAAGGUGAAGGUGAAUGGUGAUGACGCUGACCCAUUUUGGAAGUUUUUGAAAACGGAGCAGCAUGGUACUCUGAUUGACGCUAUUAAGUGGAAUUUCACAAAGUUUUUAGUGGAUCGGAAGGGCCAUGUAGUUAAGAGAUUCGCUCCAACGACGUCACCAAGUGGGAUGACUGCCGAUAUCGAGAAGCUGCUUGCAGAAUCUCCAUGA